Messenger RNA from Eucalyptus grandis, 1230 nucleotides. Its product is annotated as stress enhanced protein 2, chloroplastic. The record is from RefSeq and is a predicted model, not a curated record. Gene Ontology annotation, biological process: cellular response to high light intensity. NCBI's taxonomy places the organism in Eukaryota, Viridiplantae, Streptophyta, Magnoliopsida, Myrtales, Myrtaceae. The coding region runs from base 222 to 845 and encodes 207 amino acids. The transcript has 2 exons.
AAGUAGGAACUCCUCGUGACCUGACAGCCACGUUACCGACCCGCCCUCCGCCAUUUCACCGCCGGGGCCCGCCGGCACGCCACCCGUUCCCGACCUCACGCGUAGACGACAGACGUGUCAUUCCACUGUACCACGAAGAUUCCAAAACACUUACCUCGACGCCGCCCCGGAAGCCAAAGCAGACCCGAGAUUCUUGGAAUCCCACCCGCGUUCCGGAGCGCAUGGCGACGGCGGCGCGUGCGGUGCACUGCCGGCUGCUGGGGGAGAGGCGGGAGUUGGCGGCGAGGAGGGAGCCGGCCGGCGGUCCGGUGCAGGUCUCGGUGCAGAGGCUGAAGCAGGCGGUGCCCAACGUCGGCGGCGGUGGCAACGGGAAGAUCCUGCUGCAGCCCCGGCUGUGCAACUUGAGAUCCUACGGCUCUGAUCCGGUGGGGAUCCUUAAGACCAAGAGGGUUGACGGCGGCGGCAGCGGCAGCGACUGCGACGCGGUGCCGCCCUUCUUCGAGACCCUGUCGGAGUACAUCGAGAGCUCCAAGAAGAGCCAGGACUUCGAGAUCAUCUCCGGUCGCUUAGCCAUGAUUGUCUUUGCGGCGACAGUGGCAGAGGAGGCAGUCACUGGAAACUCCCUGUUCAGGAAGAUGGAUGUCCAAGGAAUCGCCGAAGCAGCAGGGGUGUGCCUUGGAGCUGUCGCCUGCGCCGCAUUCUUUGCUUGGUUCUCUAGCGCCCGGACCAGAGUAGGUCGUAUCUUCUCCCUCAGCUGCAACACACUCAUCGACUCCCUCAUCGACCAGAUCAUUGACGGGCUGUUCUACGAAAGUGAGCUUAGUGAUUGGUCCGACGAGAUGUGAAGCAAGGAUUGGACAACGCAGGAUCAUGCAGCCAUGCCAUUCGAGGUUUCCGGGAAUUUAUAGCCCUUCUCUUGUUUAUGAAAAUUCUAGCUGAUAUAUACCAAGAAAGUAGGAAAGAAUAGCGAGAAUGAGAAGUCCAGCUGGGAAUUAGGCAUAUAGUAUUAUAAGAUAAUGAUAAUUCGCUGCGAAUAAUGAGAUCGGCAUGUGAAGAAACAAGCCAUCGAGGCAGAAUUCGAUGCUGCCGCGAGAGAGCUGAUACUGUAAUCUGAUCUGAUAUAGUUGGGUUGGGGUGUCAAAUAGAUUUGACUAGGUGGUUAGAUAUAUAAACAGCUUAAUUUGCUCUCGAGUGUUAAAAAUGGUGGUUAUAGUGCACUUUCUUGUUCUA